AUGUCGACUGCCUUGGAACAGCAUAUUCUCGAAGCCAACAGCAGAUAUGCCAAUGCAUACAACUCCGCUGGCCUUAAUAUUCAACCGGCAAAUAAAUUGGUGAUCAGUAAGCUCCACAUUCUGUUUGGACGUAAAGCUUCACCGCUGACAAUAUUCUUUACUACAGUUACAUGUAUGGACUGCCGCCUAGAUCCCGCAGCUGCAUACGGAUUCAAGCUUGGUGACACGACUAUUGUCCGUAACGCAGGUGCCUCUGCUCGUGACGGUGCCCGCUCUGCGCUUCUGACAACUCAUGUUCUCGGCGCAGAAGAUAUUUACAUUAUUAAGCAUACAAAGUGUGGCUUGUUGGGCGUCACAACUGAAAUGGCUCAUGGAAUCAUCAAGAAGAAUUUGGGCCUCGCCAAUUCGACUGAGGACCUGGAUAAUUUUGAGGUAUUUCCUAUUGCGGAUCUAGAAGAAUCCUUGAAAGAGGACGUGGCUUACUUGCGGCAUCACCCACUGGCAAUGAAAAAGGUUAGGGUGACUGGAUGGAUACAUGACACGGAUACGGGCGUGUUGAAGCAAGUUGUCCAAUGA
Molecule: messenger RNA, 576 nt
Organism: Talaromyces amestolkiae
Lineage: Eukaryota; Fungi; Ascomycota; Eurotiomycetes; Eurotiales; Trichocomaceae
Exons: 1
Coding region: 1-576 (191 amino acids)
Molecular function (GO): carbonate dehydratase activity; zinc ion binding
Source: RefSeq, a predicted model, not a curated record